Messenger RNA from Pneumocystis jirovecii RU7, 1095 nucleotides. RefSeq lists its product as uncharacterized. The transcript has 8 exons. Gene Ontology annotation, cellular component: ribonuclease MRP complex; multimeric ribonuclease P complex. Bases 1 to 1095 code for a protein of 364 amino acids. Gene Ontology annotation, biological process: tRNA 3'-end processing; endonucleolytic cleavage in ITS1 to separate SSU-rRNA from 5.8S rRNA and LSU-rRNA from tricistronic rRNA transcript (SSU-rRNA, 5.8S rRNA, LSU-rRNA); tRNA 5'-leader removal. Lineage: Eukaryota; Fungi; Ascomycota; Pneumocystomycetes; Pneumocystales; Pneumocystaceae. The record is from RefSeq and is a predicted model, not a curated record. Gene Ontology annotation, molecular function: ribonuclease P activity; ribonuclease MRP activity.
AUGGAAUUAUUUGGAAAACCUUUAAAAGCAAAAAGAAAAAAGUGUUUUAUUACAUAUGGAGCUCCAAAAAUGUCUUUAAUAUUAUCACAUCCGUUUAAUUUUUCUGUUGAACUUUGUUUACGAAAAGAUGAUUCAAAAAAAGUUAAUUUUUUGCUUGAUAAAAGCACUUUUCCUAGAUUUAUUAUGUUAAAUGUUCCAUUGAGCUGGUUUCUUCGUGAUGAUGUUUUUAAUAAGCUUAUUAAAACUGAAAUAUUGUGUGCACUGUCCAUGAAUCAUAUAGAUACAGAUGACGUUGUUUGUGUCAAUAAAGGAAUAAUUAUUCUUUCUUUAACAAAAGAAACGUAUGAGAAAGCAGGGCUUGUGGGUAAAUUGUCUGCUUUUUCAAAGACACGAUCUAGAUGGAAUGUGACAUUGGAUAUGCGAGAUUCUUCUAUGAAAAAAGGGAAAAAAGGAUUUAAUCGAAUUUUAUGGAGUUUUGAAAAUAAUUUCCCGAAAGAUUUUUCUUUUAAAAUGUCAGCAUUGAAUGAAGGUGAUAUUAAAGUUAUUGAAGAAAUUGUUGGUCUACCUACUCGUCCUGUACAUUUUGAAGAGUAUGAAUUAGGACAAAUACCAUGUCCUUCUUUUUCUUAUCCAGAAAAAAUCUAUGAUCUAAAUUUAAAUAAAAUUAUUCGGAGAGAAUGGGCCAUAGAGAUAUAUGAAUGGUUAGCUUUGGUUUCUCUUAGAGCUGAUAAAUUAAAAACUCAGGAUAAUAUUGAUCCUUAUAUAUCUAUUUAUCAUAUUUCGAAUGCUUUGAAAGAGGAAGUUAUUACAUUUUUAUGGUCAGGUAUGAUUAGCUGCACAUGGAUAUCGAAUUUAUGGACAUCUUUAUUGAAUAUUCAAGAUAUGAAUUGGUUUUCUCUAACUGUCAGUGGUUUUGAAGACUCUCCUAUUAGUUGGGAAAACUGUGAACAUGGAUAUUUUUAUGGUGGAGAGAAUACAUAUACAUUAUUAAGACUUAAUAAUAAUAAUGAAAAACAUGUUUCAUAUAAUUUAGAUAAUAUUAUUCCACAUUUUCUAGUAUAUGAAUAUGUGAAUAGUUAUGAUCAACGUUCCUAG